GACGUCAUUGUGAUCCACAUACACAGCAGGAGGGGUGAGGUGGCCAACCCAAGGAGCGAUCCACCGGUAUCAUGGCUUCCUAACAGGAAAGGAAGUGAUUUAGUGGGAAAAUACUGAGUUUCGUAUUGAAUAUUAGCGCAAAUACAACAUUUGCGUGACCGUGAGGGUGGGUAAGUGGGGCUUGGCCUCCCAUUGCGCCCCUAGAUCCAGGAUCUAGUUCAAUUAAUUUGUAAAUUUCCAUUCCUGCACCGUGGAAGAUGGCCGACCCGGCGGAGUGCACCAUCAAAGUGAUGUGCCGUUUUAGGCCCUUGAACAGCUCAGAGGUAACCCGAGGAGACCGGUAUAUACCCAAGUUUCCUCAAGGGGAUGACACGGUCGUAAUCGCGAGUAAGCCCUAUGCUUUUGACCGGGUCUUUGCGUCAAACACCUCCCAGGAACAGGUGUACAACGCCUGUGCCCAGAGGAUCGUUAAAGAUGUUCUGGAGGGAUACAACGGGACGAUUUUUGCCUACGGGCAGACGUCCUCUGGAAAAACUCACACCAUGGAGGGCCUGCUGCACGACACAGACAACAUGGGCAUCAUCCCAAGGAUCGUGCAGGACAUCUUCAACUACAUCUACUCCAUGGACGAGAACCUGGAGUUCCACAUCAAGGUGUCGUAUUUUGAAAUCUACCUGGACAAGAUUCGGGACCUGUUGGAUGUAUCCAAGACCAACCUGUCGGUGCACGAGGACAAAAACAGAGUCCCCUACGUCAAGGGAUGCACUGAGAGGUUUGUCUGCAGCCCAGAGGAGGUUAUGGACACCAUCGACGAGGGCAAAUCUAACAGACACGUAGCGGUCACAAACAUGAACGAGCACAGCUCCAGGAGCCACAGCAUCUUCCUCAUCAACGUGAAGCAGGAGAACACGCAGACGGAGCAGAAGCUUAGCGGGAAGCUCUACCUGGUGGAUCUGGCUGGCAGUGAGAAGGUCAGUAAAACGGGAGCCGAAGGGGCCGUCCUGGAUGAAGCCAAAAACAUCAACAAGUCUCUGUCAUCCCUGGGCAACGUCAUCUCUGCUCUAGCUGAGGGAACGGCAUACAUCCCGUACAGAGACAGCAAGAUGACUCGUAUCCUGCAAGACUCCCUGGGUGGGAACUGUCGGACGACCAUCAUCAUCUGCGCCUCGCCUUCCUCCUACAACGAGUCGGAGACCAAGUCCACGCUCAUGUUCGGACAGAGAGCGAAGACCAUCAAGAACACGGUGUGUGUGAACGUGGAGCUGACCGCGGAGCAGUGGAAGAAGAAGUAUGAAAGAGAGAAGGAGAAGAACAAGACCCUGAGGAACACCGUCACCUGGCUGGAGAACGAGCUCAACCGCUGGAGGAACGGCGAGAGCGUCCCGGUGGACGAGCAGUUCGACAAGGAGAAGGCCAACGCCGAGGUGCUGGCGCUGGACAACGUGGUCAACGACAAGCCGGCCUCCACGCCCAACUUGCCGGGCGUCCGCCUCACCGACGUGGAGAAGGACAAGUGCGAGGCGGAGCUGGCCAAGCUCUACAAGCAGAUGGACGAUAAGGACGAUGAGAUCAACCAACAGAGCCAGCUGGCUGAGAAGCUCAAGCAGCAGAUGUUGGACCAGGAGGAGCUCCUGGUGUCUUCCCGCCGUGACCAUGAGAACAUGCAGGCCGAGCUGAACCGCCUGCAGGCGGAGAACGAGGCCUCCAAGGAGGAGGUGAAGGAGGUGUUGCAGGCGCUGGAGGAGCUGGCCGUCAACUACGACCAGAAGAGCCAGGAGGUGGAGGACAAGACCAAGGAGUUCGAGGCCAUCAGCGAGGAGCUCAGCCAGAAAUCGACCCUCCUCACAUCGCUGGACUCUGAGCUCCAGAAGCUGAAGGAGAUGUCCAACCACCAGAAGAAGAGGGUGACGGAGAUGAUGUCGUCGCUGCUCAAAGACCUGGCCGAGAUUGGCAUCGCCGUGGGCAGCAAUGACGUCAAGCAACACGAGGGCAGCGGCGUGAUCGACGAGGAGUUCACGGUGGCGCGCCUCUACAUCAGCAAGAUGAAGUCGGAGGUGAAGACCAUGGUGAAGCGCUGCAAGCAGCUGGAGGGCACCCAGUCCGAGAGCAACAAGAAGAUGGACGAGAACGAGCUGGAGCUGGCCGCGUGCCAGCUGCGCAUCCAACAGCACGAGGCCAAGAUCAAGUCCCUGACGGAGUACCUGCAGAACGUGGAGCAGAAGAAGAGGCAGCUGGAGGAGAACGUGGACUCCCUCAACGAGGAGCUGGUCAAGAUCAGUGCCCAAGAGAAAGUUCAUGCCAUGGAGAAGGACAAUGAGAUACAGUCUGCAAAUGAAGUCAAGGAGGCCGUGGAGCAGCAGAUCCACUCCCACCGCGACGCCCACCAGAAGCAGAUCAGCAGCCUCCGGGACGAGCUGGACAACAAGGAGAAGCUGAUCACCGAGCUCCAAGACCUCAACCAGAAGAUCAUGCUGGAGCAGGAACGUCUCCGGGUGGAGCACGAGAAACUCAAGUCCACCGACCAGGAGAAGAGCCGUAAGCUGCACGAGCUCACGGUGAUGCAGGACCGCAGGGAGCAGGCUAGACAGGACCUGAAGGGACUGGAGGAGACGGUGGCCAAGGAGCUGCAGACUCUGCACAACCUGAGGAAGCUCUUUGUCCAGGACCUGGCUACCAGGGUGAAGAAGAGCGCUGAGAUGGACUCGGACGACACCGGCGGCAGCGCGGCCCAGAAGCAGAAGAUCUCCUUCCUUGAGAACAACCUGGAGCAGCUCACCAAGGUUCACAAACAGCUGGUGCGUGAUAAUGCGGACCUGCGCUGUGAGCUUCCUAAACUGGAAAAGCGUCUCCGCGCCACGGCCGAGCGGGUCAAGGCCCUGGAGUCGGCGCUGAAGGAGGCCAAGGAGAACGCCGCGCGCGACCGCAAGCGCUACCAGCAGGAGGUGGACCGCAUCAAGGAGGCGGUGCGCGCGAAGAACAUGGCCAGGAGGGGGCACUCCGCCCAGAUCGCCAAGCCCAUCAGGCCCGGCCAGCAGCCCGUGGCCUCCCCCACCCACCCCAACAUCCACCGCGCUGGGGGGAGCUUCUACCAGAACAGCCAGACGGUUUCCAUCAGGGGCGGCGCCCCCAAGCCGGAGAAGAACUGAAGAGCAGCGUAACAGAAGCCAGCGUCGACCUCCACCACCACCUUCACCACAGCCUGUCGCGUCAAUACAGCAGCGUUGGAGUCCUGCAAUAUAAAUAUAUAUAUAUAUAUAAACACCCCUGGCCUGUACAGCUUCACCAUCCCCCCCCACUCCACACUUCUCUCAUCCCCUUCUGUCUCCCGACGAUGUAAUCAUCAAGAAAAUAACAUAACAAAAUAAAAUUCACCAAAACGUCACCUACCACACUCAUCGGCCAGAAAAUACAAACCAAACGCAGUCUUUGUUCACGCAGACCCUGAUCUGACCGUGUAGCUUCCUGGGUUGUUUUUUCUUUCUUCUCUUCAUUCAUUCAUUCAUUCAUUCAUUCAUGCAUCCAUUGCACUGGUAUGUUGUCAUCUGUCGUUCGUUCAUCUGCACUGUGCCAAGGUGAAUGUAACGGUAGCGGGGUUGGUGUGCAAAACACAAGCGUCUAUAUUAUCUAUAUUACCCGUGCCGCUGCGAGUAUAGCUUGAGUUUGGCUAACCUCUGUACAUUUCACGAAGGUUGUUAACCCACGCUACCCCCCUCCCCCCGGAUAGAUUUUACAUGCUUCUUUAAAGGAAAAAAACAAAACAAAGCAACUGUUUUACAAAAAAAAAAAAACUAGAUUGAACACUGAGCAUUAUGUUUUUGUUGGGUCUUGUACAGAUGUCACUUUGGCCGUACUGCUCAUUCUUCCUGAAUGUCAAUGGGAGGAGGGGGAACGAAGAACAAAAAGACGCCAAGACUUGCAACAGAGUAGAUGUAUUUAACUAAAUACCUGUGGAGGCCAAUUGUUUUUAUCAUUAAGUUAAAAUAUAUAUACUCGUUAUUGGUGACUUCACAAGAAGGAUGUAAAAAAAAAAAAAAAAUUGAAAGAUGAAAACGUCGGAAAGAAGGAAAGAAUGAUCCAGUUAAGCAGAGAGAGAGAGAAAGGACAUUACCUUUUUAGCACAGCCUUUCCUAGUAGCUGAAUGUACCCAACCGUACUUCUCCGUGAGGUUUACUAUGCCAUUUUACUGGACACUAUUUAUAUCGGUCACACAUCGGAGCACAUAGAGCACAGUCAUACUGACUGAGAUGACACAAACACCCACACACGUAUGUUUGUUGUCCUGUCCUAGCUAGUAAGGUGUGUCCAACAUACCCCCCCCCCCGCGCGCGCGCUCUCUCGGCUUGGAUGUGUAGUGGAGGGCUUCUGUCUGUUGCAGUCUCUACUGUUUUUAUAAGUGUUUCUUUUUGCUGCAGCAUACACGUGCUGCAGGGAAGGCUGUUCCUGCCAUGUCAUGUUGAUAUGAAAGUCAUAUCAAGGGUGCCUCGCGUUGGAAGAAUCAUUUGACCCAAAACUGCCCCUGCUUUUUUCUGUUUUGUUUUCUGAACGUUUUUUUUUUUUUUUGGAUUGUGUGCCCCUUUUGUUGUAUAUUGCAGACUUGUUUUUGCUGGAGUUAUGUACUGUAUGUGUUGUGUUUUUUUUUUUUUUUUCGGUUUUGUCGUCUUUAGGUUGAUGUGGAAUUGGGAUUAAUAUGUCAUUGGGCAGGCUGCCCUUGAUUGACAACACUUUUGCUACUGAUCAGCCAAUCAGAUACGCAGGGUCUCAGUCAAGGCAGGGGUUAAUGUUAAAUAUCUUGUAUCGUCUUCAGGAAGGUUUAUUUAACUAAAAAGCUAGUCAGGGGUGUAGGAUUCUGUUUUCUGAUUGUCUUUAUUGCAUUGUUUUUAAAAUAUUGUUUCCCCUCUCUGCUUUUAAAUAUUAUUUUCACCACUUUUUUUUUUUAUGCUAUGGAUCCCAUAAGUAUUUGCAAAAACAAACAUCUCUUGCAAGCGCAAAGUAAAAUCCCAGUUUAUCCGUUAAGGGAGACGUGUGUUUUAGUCGCUAGUGCAACAAGCUCUUCGUGAAGUAGGCCCAUAUAGUACUUGAGGACAGCUGAUCCCAGAACGACACUCCAUAUGUGGCUACUUUUUAAGAGCGAUGAGGAAAAAGCUGCUUCCAAAGCCCGGGCAAGGAAAAAUGAUUUGUAACCGAUCUUCCUUCUGGGGUUGUCUUUUAAAUGUGUGCAUCGGGUUUGUCUCCGUGGUAACUACGACAAGAAGAAACCGGGUGUCCUGUCGCGGCUGCUUCUUCAUCCAUGUGUCCUAAUGGAGAAUGCUUAUCUUUAUCUUAAACUCCUACAAAUACUGGAUAUGAAAUUUGGAAAAGCAUUGUAAAAAAAGAAAUACGACAAACAUUGUUCAAUGGUGUUCACCAAAAUUUAAAUCGUUUGCGUUAAUUCUAAAAAACAAAAAUGUGUAGCCACCUUUUAUUACUGUGUAAUAGUUGCUCAAUUUGUAAGACAGUUGUGAGGAUUCCGUCAGUGGACAAAGGUACUGGAUCAUUCCGAGAGAGCUGGGGCACAAAUAGCAGGGCUCAGACUUUGAGGGGGAAAUGGGGAAACGUUUAAUGAGAUCACCGUUUUGGAUUGACUGCAUGAUGUAAAUGUAUGUGUGAUUAAAUAAUUAUGAGAAAACCCUUUCAA
Gadus macrocephalus (Pacific cod) is the source of this 5674-nucleotide messenger RNA. Its product is annotated as kinesin-1 heavy chain. Gene Ontology annotation, molecular function: microtubule motor activity; ATP binding; microtubule binding. Bases 258 to 3146 code for a protein of 962 amino acids. The transcript has 26 exons. NCBI's taxonomy places the organism in Eukaryota, Metazoa, Chordata, Actinopteri, Gadiformes, Gadidae. Gene Ontology annotation, biological process: microtubule-based movement. The record is from RefSeq and is a predicted model, not a curated record.